AUGACUUUACACCAGAAAAAAUUUAUCCAAAAUAUAAACACAAAUUUGUCGAAUUGCCAGGUGAAGAUGAACUCGUCGUCGCGAGUUUCCCUCGUCCUGGGAAUGACGAUGGUCUUCUUGGGUGUGGCGAACGGCUGGGGAUCAAACCUCGGGCACGCUGCCCUCCUGGAACGAUUCUCAUGGAACAUCCUGGACUUCGCAUAUCCCGAUGAGCUGAGCAGACAGCUAGCAAUAGCGAGGGGUGAAUACGUUCCGGAAAAUGCCCUUCCCGUCGGUAUCGAGAUAUGGCAGAACAAGCUGUUCGUCACGGUGCCAAGAUGGAAAGACGGAAUUCCGGCGACACUGAACUACGUAUCACUCGACGCGAACUUAGGCGGAUCUCCAAAAUUAACGCCAUACCCGAACUGGGCCCAAAACGAAGCCGGCAAUUGUGGACAAGGUCUGACGACAGUUUACAGAAUCCACGCUGACAAGUGCGACAGACUUUGGGUCCUGGACACGGGAACCAUCGGGAUCGGAAACACGACGGUCCAGGCAUGUCCUUACACUCUGAACGUCUUCGAUCUAACCACCGACAAGCUGAUAAGAGAGUACAAGCUUCGACCAGAGGAUACUAACCAGAACACGUUCAUAGCAAACAUCGCAGUGGACCUUGGAAAGGGUGGAUGCAACGACGCUUACGCGUACAUGUCGGACGAGCUGGGUUAUGGUUUGAUAGUGUACUCAUGGAGCGACCACAAGUCCUGGCGACUGACCCACAGUUACUUCAUGCCGGACCCAUUGACCGGGGACUUCAACAUCGGAGGUUUGAACUUCCAGUGGGGUGAAGAAGGGAUAUUCGGGAUGAGCCUCUCACCCCUGGGAGUUGACGGAUAUCGCACCUUGUUCUUUCACCCGCUGAGCAGCAACCGGGAAUUCGCGGUCUCGACGAGGAUCCUGAGGGACGAAAAGCUGGCCGAGGACAGUUACCACGAGUUCGAUGUCCUGCCGGAGCGAGGACCGUUGGGACACUGUACGGCGUCGGUGAUGGACGACAAUGGGCUCCAAUUCUUCAACCUGAUCGACCGCAACGCCGUCGGUUGCUGGAACUCCCGUCUUCCUUACACCCCAGCGAAUCAAGCGAUAGUCGCGAAGCACGACGAGGCGAUAAUUUUCCCAGCUGACGUCAAGGUCCACGAAGGACUCUUAUGGUUCAUCUCUGACCGGAUGCCGAACUUCCUUAUCUCGAAGCUCAACUACCGAGACGUAAACUUCCGGAUCUUCACGGUAUCGGUCGAGGAAGCGAUCUCAGGAACAGUGUGCGAAGAUCCGACUCUGAAGUUCUCGAGGAACCAGAUAUGGUGGAGACGCUGAGUGUCUUCUGAAGUCUACCGGGUGACUCGCAACGAGACCUGAUCAAGAAGCU
Diprion similis is the source of this 1405-nucleotide messenger RNA. It is a transcript of the gene Y-y, whose product is annotated as protein yellow-like. Lineage: Eukaryota; Metazoa; Arthropoda; Insecta; Hymenoptera; Diprionidae. Bases 1 to 1353 code for a protein of 450 amino acids. The transcript has 8 exons. Gene Ontology annotation, cellular component: extracellular region. The record is from RefSeq and is a predicted model, not a curated record.